AUCCAGCAUUAUGGAGAAUAACGUUGUGGAUGCAUGUGCGGAUGGAGGAUUAGUACUGAUGUUACUAAAAAAAGAUGAGAGUUGGACUCCAUUUGAAUCAUCGAUCGACGCUGCUUCGAAAGCAUCGACGUUUGUGUAUGAUGACAUUCAAUAUCUGUAUGAUAUCGAAUCCAGCUCGCCGACCACAUCUACAUUAAAUUCAAUUCUCCAAUCACCCAACCGAGUAUCUAAAUCGGUACAUAAUUCGCAGUCUGAUGCAGCAGAUGAAUGUAUCCCACCUAAAAAAAUGAUUCAAUCACUGCUACCCGAUGACGUUCCAGGAAUGAAUUUGGCCAAUCAGUGUGAAGAUCAAGAACCUUCAUGUACGAUGAAACGAUCAUUCGAGCAAAAAGAUGUUACAAUAGAGUAUGAGUUAGAAUUAGACUAUUCGAACGAACCUGUAGGAUCGCACACUACAUCUUGCAGCGGUUCCAAUCUUGUUGCUUUGAAACGCAAAACAAAAAUAGAUGCUUCUACGGCAGUACUGCUAUCCAAGUUCGAAAUCGAUUGGUCAAGUAUACCACGUGAUAUUGUGACUCAAUUAGAUCGGACUGUGGAUCAUGAUAAAGAAAGUUUUUUGAAUGAAACUGACUACAAUCGAUUGGUUGACCACAUCGUUGGUCAGUUGCGAAAUAUUACGCCGUCAAUCCCUAUUUCCACUUUUCGCCGGGUAGCUGAAACUGUUUCUUCGAUGUACUCAUUCUUCAUUGAUAUGGACGACGAUGGCAUGAUAAUUGGGAACGGAUCUAGUAGCUUAACAGAAAAACUGAAGAAUAGAAAUUCAUAUUUGAACCGAGCGCAUAAAUCUGGUCAAUAUGACAAAAAGCAGAAAUUUGGCGACGAUCCAAUGAGGCAGUGCAGAGUUGGUAUAAAAGCGGAGUAUUCCCUUUCUGGCGAACCUCUCCUACUUGAUAAUCUCUUAAUGAAGCAGUUGUAUGAAAACCAAGACUGGGAUAAAAAACUGCUCGAAACCACAAAAUGUUACCUACGAUACAAAAUUGAUCACUGCCCAUUGAGUCAAUUGAUGGAAAACUUUCCAAUUGUAAUGAAACACAGUUUUAUUGAAUAUCAUUUUUCUGAAGCUACGGGAGUGCGACCAGAUCAAUUUAUUGAAAAUUUUAUUAAAAAGCGUGAAAAAAUAAUCAAGGUAUCUCAAACAUACCGCGACAAAAACGUGCACAUUGCAGAUACAGCUGAGGAUAUGGAUGUAAUGGUGGGAAUAUCCAGGAUGUUGAAAGAAGAUAUCAGCGAAAUAGUUUGUCAGUUGGAGGAAGAAACUUCAAGCGAUCUGAUAAACAAACUUCAUCCAACGAUUGUUAUAGUAGGUUCGACGAGACAAUCAUACUACAUUCAUGCACAGAACAGUAGGGUUAGCGAAAACUUCGAAAGUUUUAUUUUAGCCAUUCAGCAUCUAGUUAUGGUCUAUUUUGUGUAUUAUUUUUCAUAUCCAUCUAACUUAUCUAAAACCUUGGAAUUUUUGCAACUAUAUUUUUAUAAACUUAACCCGUUCAAAGGAUCUCGAUCAAAGGCCACAUUAGUCGGGCAGCAACAACGAUUAGUACGUGCGCUGAUGCUGAAAAUAGCUAAAUUUAAACAGACAAUUGAAAUGAUGCAUACAGCUGACAAACUCUGUCGAAAAAAUCCGUACACCAUGCGGACUGUUUGCAUGACCGUGGUAAACGAUCGCGAUUCGUUGCAGCAGGGUGUACGGAUUUUUUCGUCAGAGUUGAUCAGCUAGCAUACCUAUAUGUUAGAACUGCUCAUUCAUUAUAUUGAUAUUAUAUGGUAUUACUCGAAUAAUAGUGUUUUGCCCUCUAUGUCCAGGAUGCCCUCCUAUUCUUGGAUACGAAAAUGAUUUAUACAGUAAUAUUUCGAUUAUAUCACGCCUAGUUAUAUAUACAGGUGGAUGUAUAUAUGUAUAAAACAAUAUAGAGCUACAUGUAUAUACAGUCAUUUAAAUAUAUACAUACUGAUUUACAUUUUCAUACUUUGAUUCGUACAUAUACAUAUGUAUAUACACAGAUACAUGCAUACAUAUAUGGAUAUAUAAGCGUGAUAUAAUCGAAACAUUACUGUACUUCAAACGGUAGGGUAGGGAAAAUUAGAAAGACGACCAGAUUUUCAGCUAAUGCAAACUUCAAUAAACGUGUUCAAUGUAAUAUACAAAACGGCACUGUAACAUGCAAGAAUUAAUCCUUCAAUUUCUUACAAAUUACGUGUAUUUUUCCAUACAAGUCUUGUCAAGUCAGGGAAGCUUGAUCAAGUAUACAAUUAUGUUUCGAAAAUAUAGACACGUUUUUGCUAAUAAUUGAGAAGUACUUCACAGCAAGUCUCCUUAGUUUCCUAUAACUUAUUUAAUCGAUUAUAAUAUAACCAAGUGUUGUAAUUAUUACGAAUUAAACAGCUGGGUAAUAUGCAAAGUGCGAAACAUAUUUACAAAAUGCUGCAUUGAUGUCGAUGCAUGUACUCCAAGUGUAGUUUCGGAAGGAUCGAAUGUUAGCUGAAGAUUAUCAUAUAAGUUAAUUAUAUCAACGAAUACGACCCCAGUACAUUGUACCGCCGCGCUAUAGCCUACUUUGCGGUUGGGAGUGCAUCUGGAUUCAACAACUUAGCGGAUUGA
Messenger RNA from Topomyia yanbarensis, 2659 nucleotides. RefSeq lists its product as uncharacterized. The transcript has 4 exons. Bases 11 to 1777 code for a protein of 588 amino acids. Lineage: Eukaryota; Metazoa; Arthropoda; Insecta; Diptera; Culicidae. The record is from RefSeq and is a predicted model, not a curated record.